Cajanus cajan (pigeon pea) is the source of this 2296-nucleotide messenger RNA. Its product is annotated as IQ domain-containing protein IQM1. The record is from RefSeq and is a predicted model, not a curated record. NCBI's taxonomy places the organism in Eukaryota, Viridiplantae, Streptophyta, Magnoliopsida, Fabales, Fabaceae.
AUAAAAAUCACACAACUAAACUUUGGAACCACAUUAGCACCCACCCUUUAUUUUCCCAUUCGAAGCUGCGUUAGCAGAUUCGUCGUGGAAUUCAAAGACCACCCUUUUUUCUUUCCUUUUCCUGUUUUUGACACGUAUUUGAAAGACUGCAGCCUGUGUGGAAUUUUGUCUUCCUCGUAGCUUAUAUAUAAGCAAAGGAACACACUAACAUAUUCCCAUCUUAAUUUCUUCGUAGUGUUUCAUCUUGGACCAGGACUUCCAUUCUUAUAUACCAAACACAAAGAGGUAUCUUCAUACACAAAGGACUAAGAAAUUAAGUGAUAGUUUUGUUGAAACAAGUUGAAGUGUUGUGGGGGAUCUACAUCUCUAUGGGAUUAUCACUUUCUUUACUCUCAUCAGCCUGGGAAGAAAUCGUUAGACAUUCAUUCUUUGGUCUGUCUUUGAACUUGGCCUUUGGUUCCAAAGAUGGGGCAGUGAUUCUGAGAGCAGGUAGCUUCAAGAAAAGAGAAUCUGAAACCACUUCUGCGUUGUCAAAGGGUUCAAGCAAGUUGAAUGAUUGUAGACCCGAACACAUGAUCCUUGAAAGGAACCUUUCAUGCAUUAAAGAUAUGGAGAUCAUGGGGUCAAAGGAAAGUGAACAAUUGCAGCAUAAGCCAGUGCCUGUUCUUUCUCUGCCUAAAGAAGUGGUUUUCUCUUCACCAAGACCAGUUAGUGAGCUUGAUGCUGCAGCAACUAAACUUCAAAAGGUGUACAAGAGUUACCGUACUAGAAGAAACCUUGCAGAUUGUGCUGUUGUGGUGGAAGAACUCUGGUGGAAGGCACUAGAUUUUGCUGCUCUUAAAAGGAGUUCUGUUUCAUUCUUUGAUGUGGAGAAACAAGAAACUGCUGUGUCAAGAUGGUCAAGAGCAAGGACAAGAGCUGCUAAGGUUGGAAAAGGUUUGUCCAAGGAUGAUAAGGCUCAAAAAUUAGCCCUGCAACAUUGGCUUGAAGCUAUUGACCCUCGUCAUCGGUAUGGACACAAUUUGCACAUGUAUUAUGAUAUUUGGUUUGAAAGCCAAAGCACACAACCAUUUUUCUACUGGUUGGAUGUUGGAGAUGGUAAAGAAAUAAAUCUCGAGAAAUGCCCAAGAACCACCCUUCAACGCCAGUGCAUCAAAUAUCUUGGACCAAAAGAAAGGGAAGAGUACGAAGUAAUUGUUGAAAACGGGAAGCUGGUAUACAGACAGAAUGGGGGGCUUGUGGAUACUGAUGGAAAGUCCAAAUGGAUAUUCGUUCUUAGCACCACAAGGUCCUUGUAUGUAGGACGCAAGCAGAAAGGUUCAUUUCAACACUCUAGCUUUCUAGCUGGUGCUGCUACAACAGCUGCAGGCAGAUUAGUUGCUCAACAAGGUGUACUUGAGGCUAUUUGGCCAUACAGCGGUCACUAUCACCCCACGGAAGAGAACUUCAAAGAAUUCAUAAGCUUUCUUGACGAGCACAACGUGGACCUUUCUAAUGUCAAGAAAUGUGCCAUAGAUGAUGAUGCACCUUCAAUUGUUGGGUCCAUUUCAUUUAGUGAGAUUAAUGAAUCACAACAACUGAAUAAGGGUCCCUCUCUAUCUUCUUCUCAAUCGGGCUCAGCAGCUUCCACUAAUGUCAACAACAAUGGCAUCACCAUUAAUGCGAAGGCCCAUAAAGACAUUGAAAAGAAGGUGUUUGACGUGUCCAAGAGGCUAUCAUGCAAGUGGUCCACUGGGGCUGGGCCCAGGAUCGGCUGUGUGCGUGACUACCCUGAGCACCUCCAAUCAAGGGCGUUGGAGCAGGUUAACCUCUCGCCAAGGCCCGCUUCCGCACGCCCGUAUAGCUACGGCCCAAUCCCCUCGCCCAGGCCCAGCCCAAAAGUUAGGAUGUCUCCCAGGCUGGCUUACAUGGGCUUGCCCAGCCCAAGACCCUCAAUUCCUUCUGCAAGUUAAGAUAACCAAGUCUCGGACCAUGUAUAUAUACACGUGUCCCCUUAGUCACAAAACUUGUGUCAACUAUGCUGACACUUGACUUGAGAUGAGACCAGAGAGACUUAACUCUCUUUCUCUCUCUCUCUAGCUUCUGCUUUGGUUUUACAAUUUGUUCAUUUCUUUAUUCUUGGGUUGCAUUUGCAUUAACUAUUAACCCUAUUUCUCUCUAGUUUUCUUAUCAUUCAACAUUUUGAUUCUUCAUUGUAAGUAGGGCGGGUACAAAAUCUCUAAUUGAAAAUGAGAUCAUUUUUGUCUAUUAAAAAAUUUCAGCUAUGAAUAAAAUAACAAUCUUGUUUGUACUUCUA